UCUGACAGAAUAAACGGAAAAGACGUGUUUUCAGCGCAAAAAUUUUGGAUCACUGUUUUAAAGUUUUUUCGAGAUUCUGACACUGGUUACUAUUCGAUAGGCUAGGAUUAGACUCAAGCAGUGAAAUAAUAAAAAAAAUUAGACAUAAUGAGGAUUUAUGUCAUGCGAAAUCAUGACAACCCAAACAACAACAAACAAGGGCCUUCUUCGAGACAUUGAAAUACAGACUGUUAACAGUGAAUACUUUUUCGUAAAAGUAGAAUUUACCAGUAAUUUUUUUCUUGUAAAAUAUAAAGCGAUUUUUGUGCAAAAAUGUAACAACAAUGAAAGGUAAAAUUUUCAAAUGCGGAUAAAAGAAGUUCGAACAAGUCGUGUCGAACAUUUCUACGGUACGAAAUAUUGGAAAGUAUAACAGUACAUCUGCUGACCCGACUGAGACGCAAUAUACGCUUACAAUACUAUAUGGUCACUAGAGCGUUUUAGUCUAGUAUUGUACGUUAAGUAUCGUGGGUCCACUUAUCGAAUUUAUAUUACGCCUACCAUUGACUCAUAAAAUUUUUGUUCAAAACCGACAUGCAGAAAUUCAGCGAUUUCUUAUACGGACGUGUGCAAAGUGACUGCGAUACAAAUAAACCAUUCAAAGUCCUACUUUACUUCUAUGCCCUGAUCGGUAUAAAGGUGAAACCACAUGGCUUCUUGCCCACAAUGCAUAUGGUGUUCACUUCGAUUGCGUACGCUUUUACGCCAUUUCUAUCUAUUGUGGGCUUCUUACGGUUCCAGAAAACAGCAACUGUAACAGAGUCUCUUUCAGCUUUACAAGCAUUUAUCAAUGCUGUAUUUGCCUCAGCAAAGUCAUUCGCGGUGUUGGUGAGCUUUAAGCGUUUUCAAAAAGUCGAGCCGAUAAUGAAAAGUUUAGAUGAACGCUAUAAUAUGCCACAAGAGCGUCAGCAAAUAACUAACUGUGUUGCAGCUUGUACGCGCUUAUAUGCCUCCAUGGGAUUAAUCUAUUACUUAUAUGGGAUUCUUUGUGUUAUAACAUCGUUAACAUUGCAUAAGCAACCAUUUGGUGGUUGGUAUCCCUUUCUCGAUUUGAUUACCAAUCCAACGGUACAUUUCUAUUCAUGUUUGACAUUCGAAUCGUGUUAUUUGUAUUUCUUACUGACGGCACAAUACUUGCAUGAUAUGUACCCCACUUUAUAUAUGCGAACAAUACGCACACACAUACAAUUGCUAAGAGGACGUAUCAGCCGAUUAGGUGUGGACCCCGACAAGAGCGAUGAUGAGAACAACCAAGAAUUGAUCGACUGUAUUGCUACGCAUCAGCAAAUAUUACAGGUGGUGGACAUGGUCGGCUCAGUUUGUUCACCAACCAUUUUUAUGCAAUUUGCUUGUGUUGCUCUUGUACAUUGCGUUUGUAUGGUUAACAUUUUCAUAUUCGCCGAUACGCUUAAUAGGAUCAUUACGAUAUGGUACUAUCUUAUGGUUGCAACACAAAUCUUACCCACCUGCUAUGAAGCAUCGACGCUUGCGAUGGAAAGCACUAAAUUGCCCGUCUCAAUAUUUCACUGCAAUUGGCUGGCUUUGGAUAAGCGUGGCCGGAAGUUGAUUCUCUUCUUUAUGCAGCACUCUCAAAAGGAAGUUGCUUUUAUUGCAAUGCAAUUGUUCCAAAUCAAUAUGCGAACAUAUUUAUCGAUUGCAAAAUUUUCAUUUACAUUAUACACAUUUGCGAAUGAGAUGGGAUUCGGGCAGAAUAUAAAAGAAUUCGUAGAAUAAAAAGGAACAAAAUAAUAAUAGUGGUGAAGCGCUGUAAGGCAGCCGAAUUUCGAAAUAGACCCUUGAAGUUGCAUUUGGAAAGUGGAAGUGUGAUCUAUCAAAGUACAACAUUAUGGAUAAAAAUUAAAUUUAGUUUUGCACCACUUUUUCAGCAAUCACUCCCUUUUAUCAUUAACUAAAUAUUUAGUGAGUAGAAAAUAAAGUUUCUAAAUAGUAAUUGACGUUAGCGCUGUGAUGUUGUUUAUAAAAAAGUAAUGAAUUGUAGAUGAUUUUUUUUUAUUAGAUGAGUAAAUCCAUUGAAAUUUUAAAUAAAUAUGAUCUAAAAUUUUUAAAAGAAAAAA
This is a messenger RNA of Bactrocera oleae (olive fruit fly), 2114 nucleotides long. NCBI's taxonomy places the organism in Eukaryota, Metazoa, Arthropoda, Insecta, Diptera, Tephritidae. The record is from RefSeq and is a predicted model, not a curated record.